Messenger RNA from Micropterus salmoides (largemouth bass), 3408 nucleotides. RefSeq names its product protein diaphanous homolog 1 (gene diaph1). Bases 34 to 1392 code for a protein of 452 amino acids. The transcript has 10 exons. Gene Ontology annotation, molecular function: actin binding; microtubule binding. Gene Ontology annotation, biological process: actin filament polymerization. Gene Ontology annotation, cellular component: cytoplasm; actin filament. The record is from RefSeq and is a predicted model, not a curated record. NCBI's taxonomy places the organism in Eukaryota, Metazoa, Chordata, Actinopteri, Centrarchiformes, Centrarchidae.
CUGUCCAUUUCUCUAUCCACCUCUCCAGCCAAAAUGGAGCAGGAUGGCGGAGACGAAAAGAAACAGACGCAGAAGAAGAAGGUGAAGGAGCUGAAGAUUCUCGACUCUAAGUCUUCACAGAACCUUUCCAUUUUUCUGGGAUCGUUCCGUAUCCCAUAUGAAGAGAUCAAGAACGCUAUCCUGGAGGUUAAUGAGAAGAUCCUCACAGAGUCCUUGGCUCAGAACCUGAUCAAACAACUGCCAGCGCCGGAGCAGCUGAGUGUCCUGGGAGAGAUGAAGGAUGAAUAUGAUGACUUGGCUGAGUCCGAACAGUUCGGAGUAGUGAUGUCCAGUGUAAAGCGGCUGACGCCACGGCUUCAGGCCAUCCUGUUCAAGCUGCAGUUUGAGGAGCACCUAAACAACAUCAAGCCAGACGUGGUGUCUGUGACGGCAGCCUGUGAGGAACUCAGGAAAAGCGAGACAUUCUCAAAGCUGCUUGAGAUCAUCCUCCUUGUUGGGAACUACAUGAAUGCUGGCUCCCGUAAUGGAAAAGCAUAUGGCUUCUCCAUAUCAUACCUCUGCAAGCUGCGUGACACCAAAUCAGCUGAUCUGAAGCAGACCCUGCUCCAUUUCCUCGCUGAUGUGUGCCAAGAGCAGUAUCCCGAAGUCAUGAGCUUUCCAGACGAGCUCAUCCAUGUGGAAAAGGCCAGCAGAGUGUCUGCAGAGACAGUUCAGAAGAACCUUGAGCAGAUGGGCCGUCAGAUCAAGAACCUGGAAAAAGAUCUGGAAACCUUCCCCCCUCCACAAAGUGACAAGGACCUUUUUGUGGAGAAGAUGUCCAGUUUUGUGAGUCUCGCCCAAGAGCAGUAUGAGAAGCUGGAUCUGCUGCAUAAGAAUAUGGAGAAGCAAUAUAACGACCUGGGAGACUACUUUGUCUUUGACCCGAGAAAGAUCUCCAUAGAGGAAUUCUUUGGCGACAUUAACACCUUUAAAAACAUGUUCCAGCAAGCAGUGAAGGAGAAUCAGAAGAGGAAAGAGGCUGAAGAGAAGAUCAAGAAGGCCAAACUGGCCAGGGAAAAGGCGGAGAAGGAGAAGGAGGAGAAACUCAAGAACCAGCUGCUUGACAUCAACGCAGAGGGUGAUGAAACGGGUAUCAUGGAUGGCCUUUUGGAGGCGCUGCAGUCUGGCGCUGCUUUCAGGAGAAAGAGAGGGCCACGCCAAGCAGCCAACCACAGACGAGCUGGUCAUGCAGUGACCAACAUCCUGGCCAAAGAGCUGAUGCAGGAAGACACGCCUUCAUUCAGCAAAGUGCCCACUAAGAAGAAAAAGACAGAGGAGAAGGACGAGCCUGAUCUAGGAGGAGCAGAGUCACUAGAGGAGUUACUGGAGGCUGCCACCCCUCGGUCCCAUUAGGCAACCGGGGCAAGAGGUUUUUUUACUCAGAGGUCAGUGAUAUCCAAACACAGAUGUAUUUCGUAGCCAUUCCAGGGGCCAAUAUCAAUCCGAGAUUACUUUACUGAAAAAAAAGGCAGAGACUCUCUGACCUUUGUCUUAACAGGACCAUCAUCAUUAGGGUAGCAUUGACUGCGUCUUCAAGGAGGACAGGGAGAGGCAGAGGAUGAGGUCUGGGCUCUCAUUUCAGCCAUGACCCCUCGAUGUCCCUCAUCAACCUUUGGAUCUUUGCCAAUGUCAUUAUUAAGAUUUAACUGCUUUCUUUUGCAUGUGCACAUAUCUGUUCAUGUAUUUGGUUUUCUACAUCACUUGAGUCACCUGUUAUUCAUUAAAGGGCAUCUUGAGCAACUUUAAAGGCUUACUCAGGAGGGAUCCACACUUCUUUUUUUUGUUGUUUGCGGUUAUUUCCAAAUCUUAAAUUUAGACUGGGAAUGUCUGGAAUUUAGCAUAUCCUGCAGGUGCUUCAGAGUUUUCUCUGGAUGUUCCAGGCCAAGACCACUUUGCGCUUUUUCACAUUGUCUUUUUUUUAAUCUAUGAAACAUAUUGCUUUGUAAUUGUCUGAUAUACUGUAUGUUACUGUUUGUAAAUGUUAAUCAUUUUGCUGUAUUAUUGAAAAACGUGCCAACCAAUUGAAAUCCAGUCUUUUCAUUUCACUCCCAGAUUUUGUCCAGUCACAGUUUGCACUGGCCUUGUGUGUGCAACAUCACCUGGUAGUUUCACUGUAUUUAGCUUUACUGAGAAGGGAUUUAGUUCACUGGUGUGCAUUCACAAGCUAAGCCAUGUUACCACAUGUGCCCACCACAGUUAUAUGAAGAAAGUCUGCUUACAUACGUGAACAUUCCCAUAAACCCCAGAGGGAAUAGAGUUACAUUGGAGGAGAAAGUUCCUCCACAGUUAGUUAUACCAUAAAACUUAAAGGGGUGUUUCCAUAUAAAAAAUACCUAGCCUGAGCAGUGUACAUGCCUGUGUGCAUAUAUAUAAAUAAAUAAUAUCUAAGUGUGUGACGCUACCUAUAUUUAGUUUUGUGCGCAUACAUCAACUUCUUAUAUGUUUGUGCUUGUAGGUUUGAGUUUGUGCGUGUAUGUUGCCAUCUGUAAUUACUGCAUGGUACCGACCAUGCUGUCAUAAAUGCUAGGUUUCAUAAACAGCUUUGUGGUCUUGCUGCCGACGAUAUAGCACUGGAAAAAUGCCCCAAAACUGCAGAGACAAGUAAGUGUGUGUUCAGUUAUCUGUGUGUGUGUGUGUGUGUGUGUGUGUGUGUGUGUGUGUGUGUGUGUGUCUGUGUUCACCCAUUUUCCCUCCCACUGAACUGCAGCAAUUCCUGAAUGUCUGGCCUUGCUCUUAUUUGUAUUCAGUAGCCAUCAGCAUACAUGUUGCCAUGAUGUUGUGCUGUAAUAUCUGACAGGAAUCCUGCCCGGUGAUGUCAGCUGCUCCAUGCAAUAUUUAUUCCUAUGCAAAUACAAUACUGUAGCCAUCCCCAGCAUGUAGUUACUAUUCUUUAUUAAUCCACUGAUUCAAGAUUAGUGCUUCAUAUAGCUGGUGAUUGAGAAAAUUUUCAUUUUAAUCCAGUAACAGAAUAAUUAGGUGCAAAUACUGCUGCGUGUGCUGUCAAGCACAACAUAUAUCAUAGACCAACUGCUGUUGAAUGUUACACGAUAUUCUGCCCAUCUCUUCAGGUGGACCGUGCCAGGUGAUUCUGUGAGAUACUAAAAAUGGUUUUCAACUUUAAGGAGAAAGAUUAUAAAAGGAUAUCAAAACAUCACUGGAAUAUUUUUUGUUUUCUAAUUCGAGUCAUUCCUUUUGUUAAGUAAUUUUUUAAAGAGAUUAUUUUCUAUGUGAAUUUUUAUGGUUGAUUAUUUUAAUGUAUUUGAAUGGAGACAUUUUGUUUUUUUGGUGAUUGCUCUAUGUAUACAGAAUAAUGCACAUAGUCAAUCUGUUUGCUACACAGAACUAUUAAAAAUGUCUUAAUUAAUUUAA